CGCAGUAAGCAUUAUCAGCAGGGUCGCCGUCGGCGCUGUGCCACUAGUAAACUGCUGCGAGCCUGUUGCAGUUGACCGCGCGCGAUCAACCUGCGCACGCGCAUCCACACCUAUAUUGUAAGAGAGCUGGGAAACGAUCCGUCGCGGCACAAUACCGACGAACGUACAAUAUCAACAUGAAGUCCGAGAAGCAGACCAAUAUGACAAAAGCGCCAAGCGUGUUUUCAAUCAGCCAAGAUGGCAGCAAUGUUUCGGAAGGGUACGGCAUGUUCAAGUCUCGGGAGCAGAUCCUGCCUGCGGACAAGUCGCAAUAUCAAUUGGAGGAUGGUAACGAGCCGGAACCAGCGCCUGGUUACCAGAUCACUCAUCCUACAUCGUAUGCCGAUACCCUUCUCCAUAUACUCCGCGGCAACAUCGGCAGCGGGCUGCUGGCGAUGGGUGACGCCUUCAAGAACGGAGGUAUCUUGUUCGCACCCAUCGUGACCGUCCUACUGGGCAUUAUAUGUGUACAUGCCCAGCACUUAUUGUUAAAUUGUUCAGAAGAGAUGAACCGACAGACAAAAAGGGACAAGUCUGCUAAUUUCGCGGACACUGUGUACCUGGUGUUCGCGCACGGCCCGCCACGUCUGCGCCCAGUCGCCUCCACCAUGAAGUUCUUAGUCAACGGCUUCCUCUGUAUCACACAACUGGGCUUCUGUUGCGUCUACAUAGUGUUUAUAGCGAACAAUCUGAAAUUGAUUUGCGACCAGUACGGCUUCAAUAUAGACCUCUCCAUCCACAUGAUACUGGUAGUAGUGCCGGUGCUACUGGCAUGUAUGGUUCGCAACCUGAAGUACUUGACGCCUUUCUCCACUAUCGCCAACAUAAUGAUGGCGGUUGGCGUAAGCAUGGUGGUGUACGAGGCCGCCCAGGAUCUGCCACCCGUGAGCACCAGGGUCUACAUGGCUACGUGGCAGCAACUCCCGUUGUAUUUUGGAACUGCUAUAUACGCGUUUGAAGGCAUCGGACUGGUAUUGCCUUUGAAGAACGAGAUGCGCCGCCCGGAACAUUUCCAGAAGCCGUUGGGUGUGCUAAAUGUGGGCAUGGUGGUGGUGGUGUCGAUCGUGGUCACAGUCGGCUUCCUUGGGUUCCUCAAAUGGGGUGAUGACGUGCAGGGCAGUCUCACACUUAAUUUGGCACCAGGCGUUCUGAGCAAUGUGGUGCAGAGUCUGAUCGCGCUGGCGAUACUCUUCACGUACCCGCUCCAGUUCUACGUUCCUAUUGACAUCACGUGGCCGUACCUGAGGAAGAAAUUCGCCACGACCUCACCAAUACUCAAGGAACUCGUAUACAGAGGACUCCUUGUGAUGAUCACUUUUAUAUUGGCGGAGUCGGUACCAGAGCUGGGCCUGUUCAUAUCGCUAGUGGGCGCCGUGAGCAGCACAGCGCUGGCGCUUAUGUUCCCGCCCAUCAUCGACAUGGUGCUCAGGUCGCAGCAACCGGAUGGCCUGCGCCUCCACACGGCCGUCAAAGAUUGCGCCAUCCUCCUGCUCGGCCUCGUCGUGUUCGUUACAGGCACUUACGAGAGUUUAGCAUCCAUCGUGAGAGCGUUCAGACAGUAAUUCAAACUACCUAGCUAUAUCCUCGUCAUUAAGGUAAUUGUUACAUAUAGUUGUAAGUUAAAAAUUUGAUCUUUAACAUUAAUUACAGUGUACAUCAAUUCUUGUAUGUAAUGAAAUUAUUAUAAACACAAAUAUUCAGCAUUAGUAUCCAAAUUGUUAGAUAUUAAUAAGAGUAGUUGUUGUAGUUUAUGGACUACUAAGUGACAUCAACACCUACCUGGAACUAGUAAUAGAAUAAAUAUAGUGAGAAUAUUUUUACGUGUAUUACAUAUUUUUAGUUAUUAUACGAAUUCGUAAAAUAAGAAUAACAGGGUAUCACGGAAAGGACAACAACCGGAAAGUAAGACAUGCUCGAAAUGGAGAAAUAAUUCUUGAAUUUCAUAUCUCGUUAUCGCGCCUGUCUUCUGAAUAGAUUUCAAAGAACAAAACAAACAAUAUCGGAAGACUUAUACUUUUCUGAGCUAAAAACUUAUUAGAAUGUCACUUUUAAGAAUAAUGGCAAAUUCUCGGAAUGGUGAAAAUUUGGAUUAUUUUAUAGUGACUGUGUACCUUCCUAUCCGUUACAACCUACAUACAUGUAUGUAGAGAUAUGUUUAUAUAAUAAUAUUGUAUUAAAAUAUAGUAAGAACGUGUGUGAUACUAAUUGUACAGGGAUACACAUCGCAGCUGACGCUGCUCUGUUUUAUAAUAUUGUUAAUAUUUAUUUGUAUUAAGGCAGGUAUUUUAAUUUAUAAUUUAUGCUUUAUGUGUUUUAUGUAUAAUUAAGUGUAGUAUCUAAACUUAUAGUUUUAUAUUUAUGUCCAUCUGAUGUUAUACGAU
This is a messenger RNA of Achroia grisella, 2420 nucleotides long. RefSeq names its product proton-coupled amino acid transporter-like protein CG1139. Gene Ontology annotation, molecular function: amino acid transmembrane transporter activity. The transcript has 9 exons. The record is from RefSeq and is a predicted model, not a curated record. NCBI's taxonomy places the organism in Eukaryota, Metazoa, Arthropoda, Insecta, Lepidoptera, Pyralidae. Gene Ontology annotation, cellular component: vacuolar membrane. Gene Ontology annotation, biological process: amino acid transmembrane transport. The coding region runs from base 177 to 1601 and encodes 474 amino acids.